This is a messenger RNA of Ziziphus jujuba (common jujube), 1714 nucleotides long. Its product is annotated as cytochrome P450 81E8. Bases 71 to 1600 code for a protein of 509 amino acids. Gene Ontology annotation, molecular function: iron ion binding; monooxygenase activity; heme binding. The record is from RefSeq and is a predicted model, not a curated record. The transcript has 2 exons. NCBI's taxonomy places the organism in Eukaryota, Viridiplantae, Streptophyta, Magnoliopsida, Rosales, Rhamnaceae.
CAUCACACAAAGCCCCUAUUAGAUUAAAUCCACCAUAUUCAAACAGAGCAAAUCAUUAAGCACACAAGCCAUGGAAGACACACUGCUAUACACAAUCCUUUCCCUCAUCACCUUCUUUUUUGCUUUCAAAUUCUUCAUCAAAACUAAAACUCCCCACAAAAACCUCCCACCAAGUCCACCUUCUCUCCCAAUUGUUGGCCACCUCCAUCUCUUGAAACAUCCUGUCCAUCGAACUUACCACCGCCUGUCACAAAAAUACGGCCCCAUUUUCUCUCUCUGGUUAGGUUCCCGCCGCGUGGUCGUAGUAUCGUCGGCCUCGGCGGUGCACGAAUGCUUUACAAAGAAUGACAUCGUCCUUGCCAGCCGUCCUGCCCUGCACAUACGCAAACACCUUACAUGCAACAGCACAGUCAUGACUGUAGCCCCAUACGGCGAUCACUGGCGCAACCUCCGCCGCAUUGGUUCCAUCGAGAUUUUCUCAUCGAGCCGUCUCAACAUGUUCCUAGGCAUUCGAAAGGAUGAAGUGAAGCGAUUAUUGCUUAAGCUUUCUCAAAACUCGGUGCAAAAUUUUAAAAGAGUGGAGAUGAAGUCUUUGCUUUCGGAGCUGACCUUUAACAUCAUCAUGAGAAUGGUUUCCGGAAAACGGUACUACGGCGACGAGGUGUCGGAUGAGGAGGAAGCAAGGCAGUUCAGAGAGAUCAUGAAGGAGAUAACUGCCACUGGUGGAACAUCAAAUCCUGGAGACUUCUUGCCUUUCUUGAAUUGGAUAGGCACUGCUAAUGGUUUAGAAAGCAGGGUAAAGAGGCUUGCAAAGAGGACCGACGAGUUCUUGCAAGGCUUGAUUGAUGAGCAUCGCAAUAGGAAAGAGAGUAGAAACACCAUGAUUGAUCACUUGCUUUCUUUGCAACAAUCGCAGCCUGAAUACUACACUGACCAAAUUAUCAAAGGCUUUAUACUGGUGUUGCUAGGAGCUGGGACUGACACAUCAUCAGUGACAUUAGAAUGGGCAUUGUCCAGUCUACUUAACCAUCCCCAUACGUUGAGGAAAGCUAGACGUGAACUUGAUGAACAAAUUGGGCAACAACGUUUACUGGAUGAACCAGAUGUAUCCAAACUACCAUACCUCCGGAGCAUCAUAUCCGAAACCCUUCGAUUGUACCCAGCAGCACCGUUGCUUCUUCCACAUUACUCUUCCGCGGAUUGUGAAGUCGGCGGAUACGACGUGCCACGCGAUACCAUGGUGUUGAUUAAUGCAUGGGCGAUACAUAGAGACCCUGAGCUGUGGGAAGAUCCAGAAAGUUUUAAACCUGAAAGAUUUGAAGUUGGUGAUCAUCAUGAAGAUCAUGAGCAGGUGCAGAAGCUAUUGCCGUUUGGCAUUGGAAGGAGGGCGUGUCCCGGGUCUGGGCUGGCCCAUCGCGUAAUGAGCUUGACAUUGGGCUCGUUGAUUCAGUGCUUGGAAUGGGAAAGAGUUAGUGAGGAGGAAAUUGACAUGCGUGAAGGAAAAGGGACCACAAUGCCCAAAGCUGUUCCAUUGGAGGCCAGGUGUAAAGCACGUCCUAUUAUGAACCAUUUUCUAUUGGAGUCUACGGACAAAAUUUAGAAAUCAUGUGACUUGCUUUAGAUUUUUAUUUAUUUAAUUAUUUGUGCUUACAAUUGUUUAAGAUAUAGUUUUAUAUUUUUUAUUAUUAUUAUUAUUUUUUAAAGAUUGUUCUGA